AUGGACGAUCUUACGGAUGCAUUGAAGGAUCUCACCAUCGAUCAAGUGCCCGUCUACCUGCUCAAAACGAAGUCAUCCCCAACGGACUCCUACGAGGAACACAUAUCCCAGCUCUCCAAUGGAAAAUACAGACCCAUCUUCGUCCCGGUAUUAGACCACAUCUUCCGAGACGAUGCCCUACGGACUCUCCGCCGCUCAGCUGAGCGUUUCGCUUUUGCCUCUGGAAGCGACGCCUCAGGUCUACGGAAAGCGACCAACAACCCAGCUAAGAAAUAUGGCGGAAUCAUCUUCACCUCCCAGCGAGCCGUAGAUGCCUUCGCCACCGUCAUAGCGAAGCUGGAUCCUGCAAAGCUCAAUGCUCUCUUCGACAAGGAUAUGCCACUCUAUGUGGUCGGUCCAGCAACAGCGAACGGCGUGCGAGCACUCAACCUCCCCUGCCCUGUUGUCGGAGAGCAGACAGGCAACGGCGAAGCAUUGGCCGACUUCAUUCUACAAUGGCACGCUACGUUGCCGCGAGAAGUCACGACUCUUGAUGGCCGCAAGCUCCCACUUUUGUUCUUGGUCGGCGAACAGAGAAGGGAUACCAUUCCCAAAGCUUUGCAGUCGGACGAGCUGCCGCCACUCGAACGGAUCCAAGUUACAGAAGUCGUAGUGUACGAGACAGGCGAGCUGGCGAGUUUCGAGGAGACCUUCACCGGCCUGAUCCGCGCGGCGAAGAAGCAGCGGGUCAAGGAGCAAUGCGUUGUUGUGUUCUCGCCACAGGGUUGUGAGGCAAUGCUGAGUGCGCUUGGGUGGCUGGAUCCGCAGUCUGGAAAUGUCAAUGACGGAUUGAGGGAGGUAAUGAGUGGGCCGAUGAAGACGAGCAUCGUCACGAUCGGUCCAACGACGAGAGAGUUCUUGGUGCAGGAGUUUGGGUUCGAGGCGGACGUGACUGCAGAGACGCCGUCACCGGAGGGUGUAGGGGCUGCGAUCUCAAAGGGGCCGGAGGAAUGA
Molecule: messenger RNA, 993 nt
Organism: Saxophila tyrrhenica
Lineage: Eukaryota; Fungi; Ascomycota; Dothideomycetes; Mycosphaerellales; Extremaceae
Gene: HEM4
Product: uroporphyrinogen-III synthase
Exons: 1
Coding region: 1-993 (330 amino acids)
Biological process (GO): uroporphyrinogen III biosynthetic process
Cellular component (GO): cytosol
Molecular function (GO): uroporphyrinogen-III synthase activity
Source: RefSeq, a predicted model, not a curated record